AUGUCUCUGCCGCAGGUGAACGGGAAGGAGCUCUCCAAGCUGUCUCAGGAGCAAACCCUGGAGGCCCUGCGUUCCUCCAAGGAGCCCCUGGUGAUACAGGUGUUGAGACGCAGCCCCCGCCUCCGGGGGGACAGCUCCUGUCACGACCUGCAGCUGGUGGACAGUGGCACUCAGACUGACAUCACCUUCGAGCAUAUCAUGGCGCUGGGCAAGCUGCGCCCGCCCACCCCACCCAUGGUCAUCCUGGAGCCCCCCCCCAUCAGCCAUGAGUAUUAUGACCCAGCGGAGUUCAUGGAGGGCGGCCCGCAGGAGGCAGACCGUGUGGACGAGCUGGAGUAUGAGGAGGUGGAACUGUAUAAAGCCAGCCACCGGGACAAGCUGGGCCUGAUGGUUUGCUACCGCACCGAUGAUGAGGAGGACCUGGGCAUCUACGUUGGAGAGGUGAAUCCCAACAGCAUUGCAGCCAAAGAUGGCCGGAUCCGAGAGGGAGACCGAAUUGUCCAGAUAAACGGUGUGGACGUCCAGAACCGGGAAGAGGCAGUGGCAAUCCUGAGCCAAGAGGAGAACACCAACAUCUCCCUGCUGGUGGCCCGGCCCGAGAGCCAGCUGGCAAAGCGAAUGAAGGACAGUGACCGUGAUGACUUCCUGGAUGUCUUGGGCUCAGAGAAUGAGGGGAAGUUGAAAUCCCCCCCUGCCCAGCAGCUCGGAAAAGAAGAGGAGCCAGGGGCCCCGGAUGUGGGCCCAGGCCUGAGCAACAGCCAGGAGCUGGACAGUGGGGUGGGUCGGACUGACGAGAGCACCCGCAAUGAGGAGAGCUCUGAGCACGACCUGCUGGGGGAUGAGCCCCUGAGCACCACCAACACGCCCGGCACCCUGCGCAAGUUUGGCCUGCAAGGGGACGCCCUGCAGAGCCGCGACUUCCACUUCAGCAUGGACUCCCUGCUGGCUGAGGGGGCUGGGCUGGGGGGUGCUGAGGUCCCGGGCCUCACCGAUGAGGAGUAUGAACGCUACCGGGAGCUGCUGGAGAUCAAGUGCCACCUGGAGAAUGGCAACCAGCUGGGCCUCCUCUUCGCCCGCGCCUCCGGUGGCAACAGCGCCCUGGAUGUCAACCGCAACGAGAGCCUGGGCCACGAGAUGGCCAUGCUGGAGGAGGAGCUGCGGCACCUGGAAUUCAAGUGCCGCAACAUCUUGCGGGCGCAGAAGAUGCAGCAGCUGCGGGAGCGCUGCAUGAAGGCCUGGCUGCUGGAGGAGGAGAGCGUCUACGAACUGGGCGCCAGCGAGCCCAAGAAGCGCGAGCUGCCCGACAUCUCUGAGCUGCCCGAGAAGUCUGACAAGGACAGCACCAGUGCCUACAACACGGGGGAGAGCUGCCGCAGCACCCCACUGCUCACCGAGCCGCUGCAGGAGAGCCCCCUGAGGCGGGCCGCUGCUGGCAACUCCAACUUGAAUCGGACCCCCUCGAGCCCCCCUGUCGCCACCCACCCCAAGGCAGCUCCUCCACAGGGGAGCCCCGGCAAGUUCCGAUCCCUCUCCCGGGAUCCCGAGGUGGGCCGGAGACAGCACUCAGAGGAGCGCGUCCGCCGCAGCCCCAAGAUGGGGGUCACCCUGGAGCGCGUGGGCCCCGAGGGCAGCCCUUACCUCUCCAGGCGCCACCGAGGCCAGGGCCAGGAGGGCGAGCACUACCAAAGCUGUCUGCAGCUGGCCCCUCCGCGCUGCCUGGAGGAUCUGGGCCACGGCCCCUUGAGUUUGGCUGGUGGCCCUCGGGUGGGCGGAGCUGUGGCCGCAGCCAGUGAAGGGCCCCGCAUGGAGUGGAAGGUCAAGGUGCGCAGCGAUGGAACCCGCUACGUGGCCAAGCGGCCCGUGCGUGAUCGCCUCCUAAAAGCCCGGGCCCUGAAGAUCCGCGAGGAGCGCAGUGGCAUGACCACGGACGACGAUGCGGUCAGCGAGAUGAAGAUGGGCCGCUAUUGGAGCAAGGAGGAGCGGAAGCAGCACCUGAUCCGGGCCCGGGAGCAGCGCAAGCGGCGUGAGUUCAUGAUGCAGAGCCGGUUGGAGUGCCUGAGGGAACAGCAGAAUGGCGACAGCAAGGCUGAGCUCAACAUCAUCGCCUUGAGCCACCGCAAGACCAUGAAGAAGCGGAAUAAGAAGAUUCUAGACAACUGGAUCACCAUCCAGGAGAUGCUGGCCCAUGGCACUCGCUCAGCUGACGGCAAGCGAGUCUAUAACCCUCUGCUCUCCGUCACCACCGUCUGAGCUGCCCAGGUGGGAGCCAGCUGCGAUACAGGGCGGGCCCCCUGCCCCUGCCCAGGUCCAGUGAGCCUCCAGGAAUCCCACCCCCUCCUCUCCCGUAGAAUCUAGUGUGUGUCUUUGUGCACAGGUGUGCACACACCUGUCUUUGUAUUUGUGCACAGGACUUGGUUACCAGAGAGAAGCCCCCAAGGAGAAUGGGCACCCCUUCCAUUGUGUGUGUGUGCGCAUGUGUGUGUGUGCAACACUAGCCCAGGCACAUGCACGUGCACACACUCCCCCCUUCCACCCCCCACCCCCCAGCUCUCUGUGUGUUGAGCUGAAAAGGAGAGGUAAAGAGGAUUGUCCUAAGCACAAGAGAAUGUCCAGCUCCUGAGCUGAGCAGUCUCUCCCCCAUGCUGGGAGCCUCCACUAUUUGUAGACAAAGGCAACCCUGUUUUUGUGGUUUUUCUCCCUUUCUGUGCUUGCCAAUUGUUUUUCUGUUUUGUGCACCUGCCCUGGGGGCUAGCAGCUCCUUCAGGCAGCCUGACAAAGGUGGAACCCCCCCUAGU
This is a messenger RNA of Eptesicus fuscus (big brown bat), 2795 nucleotides long. It is a transcript of the gene PDZD4, whose product is annotated as PDZ domain containing 4. NCBI's taxonomy places the organism in Eukaryota, Metazoa, Chordata, Mammalia, Chiroptera, Vespertilionidae. The coding region runs from base 1 to 2250 and encodes 749 amino acids. The transcript is spliced from 7 exons. The record is from RefSeq and is a predicted model, not a curated record. Gene Ontology annotation, molecular function: protein binding.